Messenger RNA from Diaporthe citri, 327 nucleotides. RefSeq lists its product as uncharacterized. The record is from RefSeq and is a predicted model, not a curated record. NCBI's taxonomy places the organism in Eukaryota, Fungi, Ascomycota, Sordariomycetes, Diaporthales, Diaporthaceae. The transcript has 3 exons. The coding region runs from base 1 to 327 and encodes 108 amino acids.
AUGCGCUUCUUCACCACUAUUGCCGCUGCCCUGGCAGCCUCCCAGACUGCCUCCGCUUCCGCCACAGCACCUGAAACGACCUGCGCCGCCCCGACGGCCACUACCACCAAGAUCGUGCAGCAUCUGAACUGCCGCCGCAUCGUCUGCAUGAGGCCGACCAGGACCUGCUCCGCCGGCGAGUCCACGCAGCCCGAGCCCCGGCCGCCGUUCGUGGUCUCGACCGUCGUCCCGGAGCCGGGCGCGUGUACGGCUGUUGCCGAGGCGAUCGACAACCCGGGCUGCAAUCUUUGCCCCACCUGUCUUGCUGCUCCUCUGGUCCGGCCUUAA